GAGGUACUGCUCAGUAGUGCAGAAGCCGGUCCGGGAUUGGAACCUGCUCCGGAACGCACGGGCUCACAGUGGGCACCAACUCUCAGGACCCCUUUCCCUUCCGGGCGCUCCCAUGGCGCAGUUCGUGUUCGAGAGCGACCUGCACUCCCUGCUUCAGCUGGACGCACCCAUCCCCAAUGCACCCCUCGCGCGCUGGCAGCGCAAAGCCAAAGAAGCAGCGGGGCCGGCCCCCUCGCCCAUGCGGGCCGCCAACCGAUCCCACAGCGCUGGCAGGACCCCAGGCCGAACUCCUGGCAAAUCUAAUUCCAAGGUUCAGACCACCCCUAGCAAACCUGGCGGUGACCGCUAUAUCCCCCAUCGCAGUGCUUCCCAGAUGGAGGUGGCUAGCUUCCUCCUGAGCAAGGAGAACCAGCCUGAAAACAGCCAGACGCCCACCAAAAAGGAGCAUCAGAAAGCCUGGGCUUUGAACCUGAACGGUUUUGAUGUGGAAGAAGCCAAGAUCCUCCGACUUAGUGGAAAACCACAGAAUGCCCCAGAAGGCUACCAGAACAGACUGAAAGUACUCUAUAGCCAGAAGGCCACUCCUGGCUCCAGCCGGAAGACCUGCCGUUACAUUCCUUCCCUGCCAGAUCGGAUCCUGGAUGCUCCUGAAAUCCGAAAUGACUACUACCUAAACCUUGUGGAUUGGAGCUCUGGAAAUGUAUUGGCUGUGGCACUGGACAACAGUGUAUAUUUGUGGAGUGCAAGUUCUGGUGACAUCCUGCAGUUGUUGCAAAUGGAGCAGCCUGGAGACUAUGUAUCCUCUGUGGCCUGGAUUAAAGAGGGCAACUACCUGGCUGUAGGCACCAGCAGUGCAGAGGUGCAGCUAUGGGAUGUACAACAGCAGAAACGACUUCGAAACAUGACCAGUCACUCUGCCCGAGUGAGCUCCCUAAGUUGGAAUAGCUAUAUCCUGUCCAGUGGCUCACGCUCUGGCCACAUCCACCACCAUGAUGUUCGGGUAGCAGACCACCAUGUGGCCACACUGAGUGGCCACAGCCAGGAAGUGUGUGGACUGUGUUGGGCCCCAGAUGGACGACAUUUGGCUAGUGGUGGCAAUGACAACUUGGUCAACGUGUGGCCUAGUUCUCCAGGAGAGAGUGGCUGGGUUCCCCUGCAAACAUUCACCCAGCAUCAAGGUGCUGUUAAGGCUGUAGCAUGGUGUCCCUGGCAGUCCAAUAUCCUAGCAACAGGAGGGGGCACCAGUGACCGACACAUUCGCAUCUGGAAUGUCUGCUCUGGAGCCUGUCUGAGUGCUGUAGAUGCCCAUUCCCAGGUGUGCUCUAUCCUCUGGUCUCCCCACUAUAAGGAGCUUAUCUCAGGCCAUGGCUUUGCCCAGAAUCAGCUGGUUAUUUGGAAGUACCCAACCAUGGCCAAAGUGGCAGAGCUCAAAGGUCACACAGCACGGGUCCUGAGUCUGACCAUGAGCCCAGAUGGGGCCACAGUGGCAUCAGCGGCAGCAGAUGAGACCCUGCGGCUGUGGCGCUGCUUUGAGUUGGACCCUGCACGACGACGGGAACGGGAGAAGGCCAGUGCAGCUAAAAGCAGCCUCAUCCAUCAAGGCAUCCGUUAAUGACAAACCAACCCAUCACCUCAGUUUUUUUUAUUUUUCUAAUAAAGUCAUGUCUUCCUUUCUUUU
Messenger RNA from Marmota flaviventris (yellow-bellied marmot), 1678 nucleotides. RefSeq names its product cell division cycle 20 (gene Cdc20). Gene Ontology annotation, biological process: positive regulation of ubiquitin protein ligase activity; positive regulation of anaphase-promoting complex-dependent catabolic process; anaphase-promoting complex-dependent catabolic process. The record is from RefSeq and is a predicted model, not a curated record. Gene Ontology annotation, molecular function: ubiquitin ligase activator activity; anaphase-promoting complex binding; protein binding. NCBI's taxonomy places the organism in Eukaryota, Metazoa, Chordata, Mammalia, Rodentia, Sciuridae. Gene Ontology annotation, cellular component: anaphase-promoting complex.